This is a messenger RNA of Cladophialophora carrionii CBS 160.54, 1260 nucleotides long. RefSeq lists its product as uncharacterized. The transcript has a single exon. Bases 1 to 1260 code for a protein of 419 amino acids. The record is from RefSeq and is a predicted model, not a curated record. Lineage: Eukaryota; Fungi; Ascomycota; Eurotiomycetes; Chaetothyriales; Herpotrichiellaceae.
AUGCCCUCUCCUCCAUAUACGGCGGAACCAGGCAAUUGGUUCCUACGCGGUGUCCAGUCGGCAGUGUUCUACUACGUUUCCUGUACACCUUGGGUUGAGUUCAAACACAAGCGCAAAAGAAGAAGGGAGGCCAGAGAGCAGGCGCAAGAAAGAGCCGAUGUUGUUGUCACUCAACCGGGCCGGGUGAGACAGCCAGCUCCAUUUCAGACGAACGAAGCAUGGGCGGAAGAGUUGAUGCUGGGCCCUGGUCCACCGAAAGGGUGGAAGAAGGAUUCUCUCCUAGCGAAACUGCAGAGCAAGGUACACAAAGAGUCACCGGAGUCCUUCACACCUGACCCUGAGCUGCUUGCUUUGCAACCGCAGCCCACGGAAGCCUCUGCAAGGCCCUUUGCGGACUCGACUACGGAAACAUCGAGCACCAGUGGGGCUGAAGAAGACAACACCAACAGAGUGAAAUCUGCUCCAAGCCCAACAAGACCACUUAGGGAGAGGAGACUAUCCAAUGCUGUGGAUAACAUCAAAGAAUCCCUGCGUACAUCAUUACAUCCGCCCAAGUGGAACUGGAAAAGAUAUGAUCGGGAAGAUGAGAUACUUGCCGGCUUUACUGAGAGAGUCACAAGAAUGUGGAAUCGCGCCACGUCUGGGAUGCAUCGUGAAGAUGCAGGAGAUCAAGAGGAACAAGACGAAGCCCCAGCACACAAGCGGAAGCGAACGCUCACGAACGAGAGCGAGCGUUACGACUAUUACCGGGCAAGACACCCGGAAGUGAAUGAUAUGCACCCGCCAAUUGUGUCUCAACUACCGGCGACGAGGGCAGAAGCGGCCUGGAUGCUGCUUCCACCUCCGAGUGCGGCGGUGAUGGAAGCACGAACAAGACCUGCUGCAGAACCGGAGAUGCGCUGGCCGCUAUGCGUCAUAGGGCGACCGCUGAGAGAUACGGAGCCCAAGCCAUCGUUGGCUAAGACGCGAUCUACAGAACAAGUCCACUCCCGGGGCAUCGGCCACUUUACUGACGCUGAGGAUGAAAAACACUCCUUGGACAGCAUAGACGACCCAAGCGAGGAUGAAAGUGUCCAAGGCAGCGACAUCCGAAGGGAGAACCAGAAUCCUUCGCGCAUCAAACAUCUAUCAGAUCCUAUCAUCAGACCCCCUCCUAUACACCCCGUAUCACGGAUUGCUGGAGAUCUCUUUGUCCCCAAGAGACGAGAUUCAUGGCAAUUCCAUUAUGUUGUGCCAUCGAACCAGCCGGUGGAGUGGUGA